AUGGGCAUUCAGGGUCUGCUUCCUCUGCUCAAGUCAAUUCACAAGCCAUGCCACUUGAAGCAGCACUUCUCUGGUCAAACCCUGGCUGUUGACGCUUAUGGUUGGCUACACAGGGGCACCGUCGCCUGUGCAAUCGAGCUAGCCCAGGGCAAGCCCACCAGGAAAUGGCUCGACUUUGUUCUGCAUCGAGUUCGUAUGCUUCAACAUUUCAACAUCACUCCAUACCUUGUCUUUGAUGGCGACUAUCUGCCUAGCAAGGCCGGGACCGAAAAGGACCGCGCUCACCGUCGCAAAGAGAGCAAAGUAAAGGGCCUCGAGCUCCUGCGUCUGGGAAAGGCCUCAUUGGCUCAGGCCGAGUUGCAGAAGAGUAUCGAUGUGACUCCCGAGAUGGCCCGUCAACUCAUCGACGAGUUGAAAGGUCUUGACCUUCCAUAUGUCGUCGCUCCCUACGAAGCCGACUCACAGAUGGUCUAUCUGGAACGCUGCGGCCUGGUUCACGGCAUCAUCUCCGAGGACUCUGACCUUCUUGUGUUCGGCGCCCGUUGUCUGCUCACUAAGCUUGAUCAAUAUGGUGAGUGUAUCAUGAUCAAUCGAGAUGAUUUCACUGCCUGCCGCGACAUCAGUCUCGUCGGCUGGUCCGACGCUGACUUCAGACUUAUGGCAAUACUCAAUGGCUGUGAUUAUCUUCCUGGAAUCGAGAAGAUGGGUCUCAAGACUGCAUACCGUAUGAUUCGCAAGCACAAAACGCUCGAACGCAUCAUACGUUCUGUGCAGUUCGACGGGAAGAUCAAGGUGCCCCCUGGUUAUCUCGAUGCAUUCGCCGCUGCGGAAGCAACAUUUCUCUAUCAAUGGGUCUACUGUCCUCGAUCUCGUCGUCUGGUCAACUUUAGUGAACCUGCGUCUGAUGUGGACUUGGAGAGCUAUCCGUGCAUUGGCAAGUGUGUCGAGGCUGAUAUCGCAGCUGCCGUGGCUGUCGGUGAUCUCCACCCUCAUACCAAGCAGCCUCUGUGCCCACCCAAGAUUGUGCGCAAUCCCUUCCCAUCCAUCCACCGCAGCCGCACGCAAGCUCUACAGACACCCGACUUGAAAAAACACAAAUCCAUCGACAGUUUUUUCAAGCCUCAACGCACACCUCUGGCAGAGCUCGAUCCAAACAGCUUUACACCUUCGCCCAGUCAACAGCGCAUAUUGCAACGUAGUCCGGCAUCUUGGUCUGCUGCCCCAGCUCGUCGACCUCCUCUGUUUUCUGAGAUAGCUUCUGCUGUAGGCUCUCAGCAACCGCGGCGCGCCUCCUUCCACAACCCACGGGAUGAUUCCAACUCACCGAAGCGUCAACGAUUGUGCUCUAGUAAGGUUCACGCGUCUCCUUCGUCAAACCCAGCGGGGCGGGUUGAAUCUGGGACGAGCAAAUUCUUCAAACCCGGUGGAUCUCGCAAGAGUCCCCCGCCCGAUAAGACAGAUGGAUCCUCAAAGGACGAGUUCAAUCUCUGGUCCGACGACUCAGUCGAGCAAGCCAUGGGGUUGAUAGCGGACAAGACGGAAAGACGGAACUCAGCGGGACCACAAAGAAAGCUCUCUGUCCUUCAGGAUCCAGACACCUCUGAUGUGCCACAGGAGAGUUCUGGCACGACUUCCGGAACGCCAUUCACCGCGGGAUUGGCGGACGAGUUGCAGUCGUUGCGAGCCAGAUUUUCUCACCAGCAUACGACCUCAAGUAGUAAUGUAACGCAUCCCUCGACAACGCAGGACACAAAGCGUAAAAGGGGCGAGCAAGACGGUGUGGUACCGUGUUCUUCGCCAUUGGUGGACCGAAAGAUCCUCAAGCCCAGCCAACUCGGAGACACGGACGACGAUAUCAACGAAGCGGAUUGGUAUGCUGCCCAGUCUCUGCCGCUUAGUGGGACGACGUGUCACGGUACACAGUCUAGUGGUGCUAGCAAACCGUGCUUCUCUCAAGGCAGUGAGGACUUUCUGAUCCCGGAUAGCGAAGGAGAGGAAGCCGAUGAAGAGGAGCAAGGUGCCCAUCCUCGGUCUGGCUUUCCUCUUAGUCUCUCGAGAUUUGUCUUCACAGGCUGA
This is a messenger RNA of Aureobasidium subglaciale EXF-2481, 2076 nucleotides long. RefSeq lists its product as uncharacterized. Bases 1 to 2076 code for a protein of 691 amino acids. The transcript has a single exon. Gene Ontology annotation, cellular component: nucleus. The record is from RefSeq and is a predicted model, not a curated record. NCBI's taxonomy places the organism in Eukaryota, Fungi, Ascomycota, Dothideomycetes, Dothideales, Saccotheciaceae. Gene Ontology annotation, biological process: mismatch repair; DNA recombination; DNA double-strand break processing. Gene Ontology annotation, molecular function: DNA binding; metal ion binding; 5'-3' DNA exonuclease activity.